This is a messenger RNA of Desarmillaria tabescens, 3339 nucleotides long. RefSeq names its product argonaute-like protein. Lineage: Eukaryota; Fungi; Basidiomycota; Agaricomycetes; Agaricales; Physalacriaceae. The coding region runs from base 351 to 3104 and encodes 917 amino acids. The transcript is spliced from 28 exons. Gene Ontology annotation, molecular function: RNA endonuclease activity; protein binding; single-stranded RNA binding. The record is from RefSeq and is a predicted model, not a curated record. Gene Ontology annotation, biological process: regulatory ncRNA-mediated post-transcriptional gene silencing.
CUUCUGACCUGGCAACUAUCUAAGCGCCAUCGAUGUCACGUUGAUAGUGGAAGGGGUCAACUUUGCGAGGAGCCGUACAGGCCGUGUCCAAUCAUCGACUGAGGAUUGUGAUGUGUUCAUUUCGCCAACAGUAAGUAGUGCAGGACGUUGAUAUGUCCCAUCCGUAGGCACUUCUUCCUUCCCCUUUCGUGCACGUAAACACCACGAUGCAAGUGAUAAUCAUCUGCCGCAGUGAUGCAUCUUGCGAGGAACGCAGUCAGAGGGAGUCAGGCAGCAAAUAAGACGUUACUCAAGGACGCCUUCCAUAUUACCCUCAUCAACCAGCACUUUUACUUACUAGCUUUCUUUCUAUGGCUCCACGAAAAGCUCAUGGUCAAGCGGGAGGACCAACGCGAGGUGAUACCAGAAGAGGUCCACCUGGCGCUGGUUCUGCCGAUGCUCAGAGCAGCCUUCGUGGGGGGGUUGCAGACCAAGGCACUCUGCAAACCUCUGUUUAUAUAGCACCGUCUGUCGAAGUCGUCGGGGUGAAACGUCCUUCGUAUGGGAAGGAAGGACGCCUGAUUAAGAUAUUCGUGAAUGUUUGCAAAGCAACUGUUCCUGAAGGAAUGAUCUAUCAAUAUGACGUUCAAAUUUAUGUUGGCGAUGAUGACAAGGAGAAGAAACUCGAUAUAUCUUUCAACAGGUCUCUGUUUGAGAAGAUGCAGAAUGAUUUCCGAGACAUCUUUACGCCCUGCGCCGUUUAUGAUGGGAAGAAGAUAUCAUUUGCUUCCCAUGAAUUAGAUUUGGGACCAUCUGAUAAGCGUCAGUUCGACUUGAUGGUGGACAAUGGUUCAGAUCGGGCCCCCAAGCGCUUCAUCAUCUGCUUGAUGAAAUCGAGUGUUGUCAACUUGGAAAUGCUUAAACGUUUCACCAAGGGACUGCAAUCAUAUGAUAGUGAGGUGCAGAAGGCACUUACUGCCCUUAAUGUUGUCAUCCGAAUGGCUCCCUCUCUUGCUUACCCUUCACAUGGCCGGUCAUUCUAUAUGCAUGAGACCAGGUCCAUCGGCCUUGGCUUGUUGGUUUGUCAAGGAUACUUUCAGUCUGUUCACCCUGCCUUUGAUCGACUUCUCAUUAAUGUUGACAUUACGAUGGGUAUUAUGUACAAAGAUGGCUCCCUUAUAUCUCUGUGUCUCGAGUAUCUUGGUUUGCCUUCCCAUCAGGCUCACCAACUUGAUCCACAACAAGGAUUACCUCCAUAUGAGAGGAUUCGUCUUCAAAGGUUUCUCUCAGGAAUGAAGAUUGUCCCUACCCUAGCUGGCAGUGGGGCACAUGGAAGGAAGGGGAAACCUGUUUUAGUGAAGAGGCUCACUAACAGGAGUGCAUUGAUGCUGACCUUUACUCCUCAUGGUGGAGGUGCAGUGACAACUGUUGCAGCAUACUUCCAGCAGCAAAAUCAGCUAUUACAGUACCCACAUAUUAUAUGUGUGGAGACAUCUUCAGGUGCAUUUAUACCUCUGGAGAAGUGUGAAGUGCUACCUGGGCAAAGUGUCAGGAAAGAAAUACCUCCAGAGGCUACAUCUGCCAUUGUUAAAUUCUCAACAAAGCACCCUAAUGAACGACUUGCUGCAAUAAAGAAAGGUGUUGAGUUGCUUCAGUAUGAGCAGUCUGAGUAUGUUAAGGCUUUUGGCUUUAACAUCAAGUCAGACUCGCUACCUUUGGAGAUCAAUGCUCGAGUUUUACCAGCUCCAAAGCUGUUGUGUGGAGGAAAGACCACCUUUACUCCCACCUUUGGAUCAUAUAAUAUGCGUGAUAAAACAGUAUAUAAAGCAGCAUCAAUUAAAGAGUGGAUGAUCAUUAUCUAUGCUGACCAUUCUUUGGUUUCUCUGCAGGAUGCACAGAAGAUGAUCAAAGAUCUGAUUAAAGGGUGUCAGUCAGUAGGCAUGACAGUAAGACAGGCAAACCCACUGCUGAAGUUUGAGAAUGGAGCUGGGAAUAUUUCUGCACAACUUAGGCAAGCAGGACGUGAAUAUCAGGCAAAGUACCAAUGCUUGCCUGAACUGAUUGUCACUGUCCUUUCGGACUAUGGAAAUUCUGGUAUAUAUAAUGAAAUCAAGCAUUUUGGAAAAUUCAAAGCUGGUGUCGCUACACAAUGUCUCAAAGCUGGAAAAUGUAUUAAUGCCAGAAUGCAAUACUGGGCAAAUGUCGCACUGAAGAUUAACCCAAAACUUGAUGGAUGUAAUUUCAUUCUCACCAGUGAAAGCUCCAAAGUAAUGUCAGACCCUCAGAAUGCUACAAUUAUAAUGGGUGCAGAUGUUAUGCAUCCUUCUCCGGGAAGUAUUGCACCAUCAUAUGCUGCUUUGGUUUCAAGUAUAGACAAGUUGGGAGUUAAGUAUAUUGCAAAAAGUAGUAUGCAGACUUCAAGACAGGAGAUGAUAUCUAGUCUGAGAGAUAUGGCAAAGGAAGCAAUCCAGUCAUAUAUCACAAAUAGGUCUAAUGUUGAAAGAAUUACAAAUGCAAGUGCCAAGCCUAAGCGUUUAAUCUUUUUCCGAGAUGGAGUAUCUGAAGGAGAAUUUGAGCAAGUUCUAAACAAAGAACUUCUACUUUUGAAAGCUGCAUGCCAAGAUGCAGGUGUGAAUCCCAAGAUUACAUUUAUCACAGUUAUCAAGAGACAUCAUAUUCGAUUUUUCUCUGAUGAUGCCAAAGAUAUUGAUCGUGAUAGUGGAAAUCUUAUUGCAGGAACUGUCAUUGAUCGAGAUAUCACCAGUCCAGUCCUCUUUAACUGGUAUUUGCAGAGUCAUGGUGGUCUGAAAGGCACUAGUCGAAGUGCCUAUUACACUGUUCUUCAUGAUGAAUCUAAUUUUAAUCCGGAUGCUCUUCAAUCACUCUCCUAUGUGUUAUGUUAUACAUUUGCAAGAGCUACAAAGUCUGUUAGUAUUCCUGCACCUGUCUACUAUGCACACAUAGUUUGUCGUGAAGCGAAACAGCAUUAUGAUCCUGCAGGUCCAGCAGUCUCUGAUGCUGGACCUUCUGGUUCAACUGAGUAUGAUUACAUCAUGGAACAUCAUAGAAGUGAAUAUAAGCCAAAAGUUCAUUCUAACCAGCAGAAUGUGAUGCAUUGGUUGUGAUCAAUAGGCAUCCACAUCAGACUAGCUUGCCAUUCCCAGCUCAUCCAAAUAUAUGUUGCAAAUUACUUGAGAUUUUUUCUUCUUCUGUUAUAUUUCAUUUUUCUGUACUUGACUAUAUUUCUCUUUCUACUGAUCAACCCCAAAUGUGAAUUGCUAGUGUCUGUAAUGUUCAGUUGUACAAAUAGUUUAUUUUUUUGUAGUCAGAAUAGCUUGCUUGUGAAAUAAAGUUAAUAUU